AUGUCAUUGAGUAAAGUCCCCCCACAGGAAGGAAUUGUCCAUACAUAUGGAUUCAACUUGACUGCGUUUGAAUUCACUGGUUAUAGUAAACAAACUACGCCAAACAUUAUCUUAUUCAUUGGUGGAUUAGGCAAUGGGUUAUUGAACGUGCCAUACUUACCUGCUCUUGCCGAGUCAACGCCGACAUUUCGAUCCAGCGAUGGAGAAAGUUGGAAUUUAGUGCAAGUUUUGCUUUCAUCGGCGUAUUUAGGGUUUGGAACAAGUAGUUUAGAAAGAGACUCAACACAGAUACGCAAAGCAAUAGAAUAUUUUCGAUCUGAAACAGGUGGCAGGAGAAACAAGAUUGUGUUGAUGGGUCAUUCAACUGGAUGUCAAAAUUCAUUGCAUUAUUUGGUCAAUGUUAAUAACGCGAAACACACUCCUGAGUCAAGUAAAGUUCAAGGUGCGAUUUUACAAGCUUCGGUAUCCGACUCAGAGGCAUUUUCGAACGACUUGAAAGAAGAGGAAUUGGACGCUUUGUUGAAAGAAGUAGACGAAGUUUACAUUUCCCAGGGGAAACAGUCUCAUAUUCUACCAGAGAAAUUUAGAAGAUUGGUAUUCAAUACCCCAAUCACUGCUUACAGAUUUCAUUCCUUGACAAGCAAACGUGGUGAUGAUGAUUUCUUUUCGUCUUAUUUAACAGAUGACGAUUUCAAAGAGACGUUUGGAAAAAUAACUGUUCCCUUAUUGGUUCUAUACUCGGGCAAUGAUCAAUUCGUUCCCACUUCGGUCAAUAAAACUGCAUUGAUUUCUCGAUUUAAAAAUUCAACCCCAUCUGAAUACUGGAAUCCAAACAGUAAGAUUAUCGAUGGUGCCACACAUGAUUUAGGUGAAGGAUCGCAAGAUGGUGUUGUUGAUGUUUUGAUUGAUUCAAUGACUCAGUACAUCAAUGAUGUGUAA
This is a messenger RNA of Lodderomyces parapsilosis, 939 nucleotides long. RefSeq lists its product as uncharacterized. The record is from RefSeq and is a predicted model, not a curated record. The transcript has a single exon. The coding region runs from base 1 to 939 and encodes 312 amino acids. Lineage: Eukaryota; Fungi; Ascomycota; Pichiomycetes; Serinales; Debaryomycetaceae.